AUGUAUUACAGGGGCGCACAUGCUGCGGUUGUGGUUUACGAUGUGACGUCAAAAAAGAGGGUUGUUGCUCUUGUUGGAAACAAGGCAGACUUGCUUUCCUCAAUCGAAGAGUUGGGGCAAUCAACAUCCAGAAGCUCUAUUGUCUCAAAAGAAGAGGCAGAGCAAUUUGCAGCGGAUAAUGGGCUGAUUUUCUAUGAGGCAUCUGCAAAAAAUGGAUCAAAUGUCCAAGAGCUAUUUGAAUCAAUUGCAAUUGUAAUGGUCACUGCCUUUCAGUUGACGGGUUACGACAUUUUCGCAAAACUUUCCAACGAGGCUGUGGCAGGAUUUACGGCGGGGGCAUGUGCUUCCAUGGUCCUCCACCCCUUUGACUAUGUCAAGGUCAAACUUCAAGGUAAUCACGUUUUGUGUCGUUAUGUCUAG
This is a messenger RNA of Mitosporidium daphniae, 420 nucleotides long. RefSeq lists its product as uncharacterized. Lineage: Eukaryota; Fungi; Microsporidia. The transcript has 3 exons. The coding region runs from base 1 to 420 and encodes 139 amino acids. The record is from RefSeq and is a predicted model, not a curated record. Gene Ontology annotation, molecular function: GTP binding; GTPase activity.